Tetranychus urticae (two-spotted spider mite) is the source of this 1701-nucleotide messenger RNA. It is a transcript of the gene cpb, whose product is annotated as F-actin-capping protein subunit beta. Lineage: Eukaryota; Metazoa; Arthropoda; Arachnida; Trombidiformes; Tetranychidae. Gene Ontology annotation, molecular function: actin filament binding. Gene Ontology annotation, biological process: actin cytoskeleton organization; regulation of lamellipodium assembly; barbed-end actin filament capping. Gene Ontology annotation, cellular component: cytoplasm; F-actin capping protein complex. The record is from RefSeq and is a predicted model, not a curated record.
GAAUAAAUCUACCGUCUGGCUGUUUUAUUGCCUCUGUCUCUUUCCCUCUGUUUCUGUUUCUAAUUUUCUUCCCCUCUUCCUCUCAUUUCUUCUCUGUCUAUCUUUAAUUCAUUCUCUCUCUCUCUCUCUCCUACACCUUAAUGAAUGUUCCGUUUCCCAGUGGAACCCUGAUUCUGAGUGAGUAGCCAAAGAAAAAUCAUUGGAACAAUUGCUUUCUAUAGUUAACGUUUCAAGCCAUUCAUUUCGUUUUUGUUUAUUUAUUUUGUCUUCAUAGCUCUGUUUUUUUAAGUUGAUUAACUCUCAUCUUUCAUUGAAUUAUUAAACGCAAUAAUGGCUAAUAACAAGUGAAUCAAGGGCGGCGCUUUUGGACAGGAGAGGUGUCUUCCAAUUUCGUUGUUGCUACACCUAACUUAAAACCCUAUUUUGUUGUGUUUUCUUUACUUCUUGUCUUCACCAUUUAACUAAGUUUUUUUUACACUACAAUCAACUAUUCUUAUUAAUUAAACCAACCACUGAUUAUCAUCACCAAAUGUCUAAUAUGAAUGAUCAACUUGACCAUGCACUCGACCUUAUGCGGCGUCUACCGCCUCAACAAAUUGAGAAGAAUCUUUGCGAUUUAAUUGAUCUCGUUCCGAGCUUGUGUGAGGAUCUACUAUCAUCAGUCGAUCAACCUCUCAAAAUUGCAAGGGACAAAAUCACUGGAAAAGACUACCUUCUCUGUGAUUACAAUCGAGAUGGCGAUUCCUAUAGAUCUCCUUGGAGUAAUAGUUAUGAGCCAGAAAUCGAAGAUGGAACUGUGCCUUCAGAAAGGUUAAGACAGAUGGAAAUUGAUGCUAAUGCGGCCUUUGCUCAAUAUCGAGAAAUGUAUUAUGAAGGUGGUAUAUCAUCUGUAUAUCUUUGGGAUCUAGAUCCAGGGUUUCAGGGGUUUGCUGGAGUAAUUUUGAUAAAAAAAAGUGGCAAUGGAUCCAACAAAAUUAAAGGCUGCUGGGAUUCAAUACAUGUUUUUGAAGUCCAGGAAAAGUCUGGUGGAAGAAAUGCCCAUUAUAAACUUACAUCUACUGUAAUGUUAUGGCUACAAACUACUAAACAAGGAUCAGGAACAAUGAAUCUUGGUGGUAGUCUAACUCGUCAGUCAACAAAGGAUUUUACGGUCAACGAUUCGAAUCCACAUAUAGCCAAUAUAGGAAGCAUGGUUGAGGAUAUGGAAAAUAAAAUACGUAACACUCUGAAUGAGAUCUACUUUGGUAAAACCAACAGCAUCGUUAAUGGCCUUAGAUCAGUCAAUUCUUUAUCCGAUCAGAAGCAACAGGAAGCUCUUAGAAUCGAUUUGGCUCAAGCAUUGCAAAAAAGACAAGCCAAAAAUGAUUCCUCCACUUAAUGCAGAUAAUCCCAACAUAACGUUUUUUGUUUACAUUUUUCUGCAACAAAAACAAAAUGUCAAAUUUAUUGUAAUAACUGCUUCUCAUUUUUGGUAACAAUUCAACAAGUAGCAGUAAAUUACCCAAGUCUUUUUACCCUUUUCGCAUAAUAUCGGGCUCCAAUUCGUUAACUGAAAAGUUUAGUUUAUUAAAUCCAAACUCGUCCAUUCAUGUUUCAUUUUAGAUGAAAUUUAAAACACGAAGAGUAAAUUAGCAAACUCUAUGGACAUACAUAUAUGUACAUAUUCAUACUCAUCCAAAUUAUACAUUUUAUUGUUUAAAA